AUGAGUUUGUCAGAUUUGAAGAACAGCAUCUUGGAGAAGCUUGGCGUGUUGGGUAGCAAGAGUUUUCCGGAGAUCAGAAUCCAUGAGUUGUUCGCGAAGUUGGAGGUUGGUGUCGAUAGUUCUGGGGCAUCCGCUCCAGUUCCUAGCCCAGCUGCCACGGGUGGUGCAUCUAGUUCGAUGCCUGCGGUCAGACCGUAUCUUCCGCCGGUUCAAUCACCUUCGUUUGCAGCUGAUUUAGACCGAACAGAGGUUGUUGGUUCUGUACCUUUGGAGAAUGCAGCAGUCAUUGAGCCUCCCUACAUUGUGGGCACCGGUGGUGGCCUGUUACCUUAUAUCAAAGACAUUGGUGGACCUGAUCAAGUAGAAAAUGCAAUGCGUGAUGAUGAGUCUGACCAGGAGCCUGUUGAUAUCGUAGGUGACAACGACGAUGACACAGAUGGCGAUCCACAUGCGCAGCAUCGGCCUUCAAGUUCUGCUUCUCAUCAGUAUCCUCCACACUUCUCCACACUAAACUUGGAUGCUCUUGGUCAACAGGAAGACGGUGGUAACACAAGUAAAGAUGAAGCUGUGCUGAGUGUCAAGGACUAUAGCAUCCGGCGAGGUGUUGAGUACAGAGUCAUCGAAUCAGAUCAUUUGAAGUAUCAUAGAAAAUGUAAGGAAUUCGGCAAGGGUUGUAGUUGGUUGAUUCGUGUAGCGCUUCGUGCACGAAAGGGCACUUGGGAGGUUAGGAGGUACAACGGGCCACACACAUGCCUCGCAACUUCUAUUUCAAGUGAUCACCGUCAGUUGGAUUACCACGUUAUCUGUGCGAGGAUUCUUGCUAUGGUUAGGGCAGAUGCUGCGGUUACGGUAAAGGUACUUCAACAAGCGACAGAAGCCGAUUACGGUUUCAGGCCUAGUUACAGGAAAGUUUGGAUGGCUAAGCAGAAGGCAGUGGCACAAAUAUAUGGAGAUUGGGAAGAGUCUUACGCGGAGUUGCCACGUUGGAUGCUAGGGGUCCAGGCGACAAUGCCGGGAACAAUCACGGUGCUGAAGACGUCUCCUGUUCGGAUUGGUAGUGGGGUUGAUGAGUCAACGGUGUACUUUCACCGGCUUUUCUGGACAUUUCCACCCUGUAUCGAGGCAUUCCGGCAUUGCAAGCCCCUCGUCAGUAUUGAUGGUACCCACUUGUAUGGGAAGUAUGGAGGGACGCUGCUGUUGGCGAUAGCUCAGGACGGGAACUCGAACAUCCUCCCGAUAGCAUUUGCCCUUGUGGAGGGCGAAAAUGCAGAGUCGUGGCAUAAUGGGAUCAAGGCAGCGCUUGAGGCACCUGAGACUGGGUGGCUGCCUCCUCGGGCUUUUCGGGCCUACUGUAUUAGGCAUGUGGCUGCGAAUUUCGCCCUAACGUUCAAAGGUAAGGACUCAAGGAAGAUGUUGGUGAAUGCUGCCUACGCAAAGACUGAGGCUGAGUUUUAUUACUGGUUUGACAUCAUGCGGACUGAGAAUCCAGCAAUGUGUGACUGGGCCAACCGGAUGGAGUAUGACAAGUGGACCCAACAUGAGAACGCUGGUCGACGGUUCGGGCACAUGACCACAAACAUCAGUGAAUGUGUGAACUCCGUGCUAAAGGGAACUCGCAACCUACCGGUCACAUCGUUGGUUAAGUCAACUUACGGGAGGCUUGCUCAGCUAUUUGUGGUACGGGGACAGACAGCAGAGGCACAACUCGGAUCUGGGCAUGAAUUCUGUCAGGCAUUGGUCAAGGCUAUUGAUCGGAACCUAAGAGACUCUAGGUGCUUCACUGUGACAUUAUACGACAGGCAUUAG
Molecule: messenger RNA, 1806 nt
Organism: Arachis duranensis
Lineage: Eukaryota; Viridiplantae; Streptophyta; Magnoliopsida; Fabales; Fabaceae
Exons: 4
Coding region: 1-1806 (601 amino acids)
Source: RefSeq, a predicted model, not a curated record